Molecule: messenger RNA, 2373 nt
Organism: Trichoderma asperellum CBS 433.97
Lineage: Eukaryota; Fungi; Ascomycota; Sordariomycetes; Hypocreales; Hypocreaceae
Source: RefSeq, a predicted model, not a curated record
AUGGCAAUCUCGACUACCUUUAGCGAAGAGGAUUCUAUCCACAAGGUUGAGUAUCUAGCCAGCGAUAUCAAUACUUCUUCGGUGACUCUCUUUCCCUCCAGAGCUCAAGUACGCCGAGAGAUCAAGGCUGUUCAGCUCAAGCAUGGCACAAACCAGAUAACAAUUGUUGGACUCAGUCAAACGCUUGACCCAGACUCAAUCAGAGUUGAGAGCAAUGGCAGUGCCACUGUCACCAACUUAGAAGUCGAAGAGGUACCCAACCGUCAACUAUUCGACGAAGUGUACCCUCAAAUUGAAUCGGAAUCUGAAUCUGAAUCGGACGACAAUGAAGAGUCCGAUGACGAAGUGAAACCAGAAAGCUCUCAUUUAACAGCCGCCCAGCAUGCGCUCUAUCAACUCAAGGAUAAACUGGACAUGGCCCGCGAUGGCGUCUGCAAUGCGGAGAGGCGGCUCGAGAUUUUGGAAGACAUUAGCAAACUCGGCAACCGCAAGGCCCCCGAUUUUAUCCAAAUUACCCUCGACCACUACAAGGAGCAGCGCGCAAAGGCCUGUCAAGACAUGGUUGAAAACAGAAAGCUGGUAACAGAACUCACCAAGGACGUUGCAAAGGCCGAAAAGAAGGUCAAUAAGCUACAGAGUGAAGAAGAUAAGAAGAACGAAAAGAAGAACAAGGCCAAAGCCAAGGCUAAGAAAGAGAAGGAAAAGAAGAAGGCACUGAAAGACAGAGUCAAGGGCGAAGCCAGACGAGAAAGAGCGCGUCUGCGUAGAGAACAGGAGAGAUUCUGGCCCCUCAAAGUCUACAGCGUGUGCAUCACGUUGGAGGUUGCGGCCUUUACACCUGCGUCUUCACGCCGAGGCUCUACGGCUAGCGAUAUUGACAUCUCAGUGGUUUCAGCUGCCGACGUUCAUGAUGACGUUGAAAAGACUGCUUCUGUUGAGAGCGACUUGGUCUUUUCGUAUGUCACUUCAUCGGCCUAUUGGGUGCCAAACUACGACCUUCAGCUCUCGACGACCAAUGCAUCUGCAUCACUAUUCUUUGAUGCCAUGCUCACCAACCAAACCAGCGAGACGUGGAAGAACUGCAAAAUCACGCUCUCCACCUCUCAGGCGACCUUCUCUGCGCUUGAUGACAAGAUUCCCACUCUCCAGCCGUGGCGCAUCGGCAUCACCUCUGGAUACGUCGGUCGCCGUGAUGACGACAGAAUCACCUGGAGCAGGGAAGAAAUGGUAGCUACGCAUCGGGCUAAGAAUCAGGCCAAGAAUCAGGCCGUUAUGCUGCAAGCUGAAAAUUCCGCCUUCAACAGCACAAAAAUGAAGACAAAGAAGAUAACCAGCAAUAUUGCAAACUCUUUCCAACAAUCAGCCUUUGCUAGCUAUGCUGUUCCUCCUCCUCCUCCAACGGCGCCAGUAGUAACUCAACGAGCUUCAUCUCUCUUUGGAGGCCAAAGCACAGGUUUUGGCAACACUUCUGGUGCAGCAGUGACAAGCGGAGGUUUAUUCGGUUCCGUCACGCCUGCAGCACCAGCUGGAGGUCAGUUCGGUAGUCGCGCAGCCGAGAGGGAAGCAAUCGUCGAACCAGAAUCCGUCCAAGAGGCAGAGGUUGAGAAGCCUUCCAACGAUGAAGACGCCAUCUAUGAUGCCUCCCUCAUGGAAGAGACGGGCCUUACAACCACCUAUGACCUUCCCGGUCUCAAGACCCUCGCUCCCAAAUACAACGGCUCCAAGCAGCGCGUGGCCCGCAUCCCCUUCUCCAACGUCGUCUUCAGCCACACCGUUGUUGCCAAGUACAAGGCUGUAGCGUAUCUCAACGCCAAGCUGAAGAACAGCAGCAAAGUCGCUCUCCUCAAGGGCAACGCGAGCCUCACCCUCGACGGCACCUUCAUGGGCAAGACAUCGCUGCCUCGCUGCAGCUCCGGAGAGUCCUUCAACCUCAGCCUCGGCAUCGACCCUGCCAUCAAGGUCACGUAUGCCAAGCCCGAGGUGCACCGCACAUCAUCCGGCCUGUUCAGCAAGGAAGACAGCGCCGUGUACAUACGCACGAUAACGCUUCACAACACGCGUGCCGUGGGAGGCCGGGCUGUCGACUUGCUCGUGCAGGAUCAGGUGCCCGUCUCGGAGGAUGAGCGGCUGCGCGUGGAACUCUUGUACCCGCGUGGCUUGGUCGUUGACAAUCACAACGGGGUUGUUACUGGCGCGGCUGACAAGGAGGGCCAGAGCAAGGACGACGGUAAUUGGGGUAAGGCUAUUGCGAAGCUCAAGAAGGAGGGCCGGCUGAGCUGGGAUGUGAGCUUGAAUGCCGGAAAGGCGGCUAAGCUUACGCUGGAGUAUUCUGUUUCUAUGCCUGGUGGACAUUCUGCCUAUGAGGUUAUGUGA